Messenger RNA from Quercus robur (English oak), 2499 nucleotides. RefSeq lists its product as uncharacterized. The record is from RefSeq and is a predicted model, not a curated record. Lineage: Eukaryota; Viridiplantae; Streptophyta; Magnoliopsida; Fagales; Fagaceae. Gene Ontology annotation, molecular function: protein dimerization activity. The transcript has a single exon. The coding region runs from base 1 to 2499 and encodes 832 amino acids.
AUGGGCAAGUUUAGGACUAUUGACUCAUUCUUCAAAAAAAUUGAAGACAGUAAUUCAGAAAAUAGUACACUUUUAGGUUUUAAUGUUGAAGCGUUAACUUCCAAUGAGCGUCCUUCCAAAUCUCCAAGAAUUGAUCCCAAAAAACAUCCUUCUAGACCGUCAGUGGUGGAAGUGGAACUUGAAGAAAUUCAUUUAAAAUUUUCACCAUUUAGUUCCAAUGAAGUUGAUGUUAGAAUUUUAAAACGAGAUCUAGGAGAGUGCAUUGAAAUGUAUAACUAUCUAGCCAAUAUACGUGAUGAAGUUAGACGUGCUUAUUUAAAAGCUAAACCAUAUCAAAUUCGUCUUUCAAACUAUCCAUUUUCUAGAGAAAAGCAUCCUCGUUGCUUUCAAGCUUCUUGGUUCACUCAAUUUUCUUCUUGGCUGGAGUAUUCUCCUACUAAAGAUGCUGCAUAUUGUCUGCCAUGUUAUCUCUUUACCAUGGAAAGAAGUAGAUGCCCUGGCUGUGAUGCAUUUACUUUCACAGGAUUUAGAAAUUGGAAAAAAGUCAAUAAUGGAAAGAAUUGUGCCUUUUUGAAUCAUGUUGGAGAAGAUCCUUGCUCACCCCACAACAAUGCUGUGAAAUAUUGUGAUGAUCUAUUGAAUGAAUUAGUGCAUAUAGAUAAAGUGAUGAAUGUGCAAAGUUCUGAACAAAUUCUAAAUAAUCAACUGCAGGUGAAAACUUCUAUUGAUACUGUUCGGUGGCUCACCUUUCAAGGGUGUCCUUUUAGAGGUCAUGAUGAAACCCUUCAAUCAAAAAACCGAGGAAAUUUCCUUGAGAUGAUUAGAAUUUUGGCAUCUUAUAAUGAUAAGGUUGCACAAGUUGUUUUGGAAAAUGCUCCUAAAUCUACUAAGUACACUUCACCUACAAUUCAGAAGGAGAUUCUGCAUGUUAUUGCAAGUAAAGUGCGGAGUAAGAUUCUUGAAGACAUUGGGGAUUCCAAAUUUUGUAUUAUUGUUGAUGAGUCACGUGAUGAGUCAAAGAGAGAGCAACUGGCUCUUGUUUUGAGAUUUGUUGACAAUGAUGGCUUUAUACAAGAACACUUCUUUGAUCUUUCUCAUGUUAAAGAAACUGUUGCAUUGACCCUGAAGAACGAAAUAUAUGCUAUUCUUUCUUGUCAUUGUCUUGACAUUCAAAAUAUUUGUGGACAAGGAUAUGACGGUGCUAGCAACAUGUGUGGUGAAUGGAAAGGAUUGCAAGCCUUAGUUCUUAAUGAUUGUCCUUAUGCAUACUAUGUGCAUUACUUUGCUCAUCGAUUACAAUUAGCAUUAGUUGCUGCAUCAAGAGAGGUAAUCCCUAUCCAUGAAUUCUUCUUGAAUUUAAAUUUCAUUAUCACUACAGUUGGUUCUUCUUGUAAAUGUAAUGAUGAACUAAGAGCUACUCAAGCUGCAGAAAUUGCUAGAAUGUUAGCUAUUGAUGAACUUGAAACAGGAACAGGAGCAAACCAAAUUGGAACUCUAAAACAGGCUGGAGAUUCUCGUUGGGGGUCUCAUUUUAAUUCUAUUUGUAGCCUAAUAAGGAUGUUUGGUCCAACUUGUUUGGUGCUUGAAAAUAUAAAGGAAGACGGGUCCACCUACUUGCAACGUGGAGAUGCAAAUGUAGCUCAUAAAAUGAUUAAUUCAUUUGAGUUUAUAUUUAGUUUACAUCUAAUGAAGGAAAUCAUGGGUAUUACUGAUGUUCUUUGUCAAGCUUUAAAGCAGAAAUCUCAAGACAUCUCAAAUGCCCAAAAUUUAGUUUCAACAACAAAGGCACUCAUCCAAAAUUUAAAAGUAGAUGGUUGGGAUAAUUUUCUUGAGAAUGUCAUAGGAUUCUCCAAAAUAUUUGAAAUUGAUAUUCCAAAUCUAAGUGCUCAAUAUGUUGAAGGUAGAAGUCGUAAGAAAAGGGAUCAUGUUACAGUGGAGCAUCAUUAUCAUUUUGAUAUAUUUAAUGCUACAAUAGAUGUUCAACUACAAGAGCUUGACAAUAGGUUUGGUGAACAACCAAUAGAACUCUUGACACUUUGCUCUGCUUUGGAUCCAAAGGAUGCUUACAAAUCCUUUAAUGUGGAUGAUAUAUGUUGUCUUGUUGAGAAAUAUUAUCCUCUUGAUUUUUCUGAGCGUGAUAGGACUAGUUUGAAAAUUCAAUUGAAGCUAUUUGAGCAUGAUGUGCAAAAUCAUUUGAAGUUUCAAAAUUUGUCAUCUAUGGCAGAAUUAUGUCGAAGGUUAGUAGAGAUAGAAAAGUCACAAGUAUAUCCUCUUAUUGAUCGAUUGAUUCGCCUUGUUUUGACUCUUCCAGUGUCCACAGCAACUGGUGAGCGAGCCUUUUCAGUUAUGAAAAUUGUUAAAACAAGACUGCGCAACAAAAUGGAGGACGAGUUUCUCUCAGAUAACUUAGUUGUCUACAUUGAAAAGGAAAUUGCUGAGAACUUCACUACUGACUCAAUAUUUGAUGACUUUAGAUCUCUUAAAGAGCGUAGGUUAUAG